AGAGUUUUCCUACGCCCACCUCUCCGUUUGUCAUGCCCUCGCAAUUGUUUCUUAUCGGCCGCCCUAAAGGGCAAAGAAAAAAGCCCCGAUAAGAUGUUUCAGCGGAAUCGCAUAAAAAGACACGGGCGCGGAAACGCCGCAAUUCCCAUUAGUCUGGAUCGCAUUCAUCAUGUUUCAGGUUCUACUUCUCACCUGCCUGGCAGGUGCGGCCUCGGCCGAGUACGUCACCCUGGAGCAGAACACGAACCUGGUGGCACAGCGCCACGACCGCGGCUUGAUCGUCACGCCUGGGUUCCGCACCGGCGGCAACGCGCCCCCAAACUUCGCGGGAGCAAUCACUAUCCAGGCGCCGAGAGGCUUCAGCCGAGUGCGGUUGGACUUCGCGGACUUUGACCUGGAGACAAGCGCCCAGUGUAGCGGUGAUUAUCUCUCCAUAUUGGAGCCAGAAGGUACUCAUUGGGUGCAGGUAUCCCGCCUGUGCUCGGACCAGAGACCCAAGCCGUACCUGAGUGACGGAAGGCAGCUCAGGCUGAAGUUCAUCACGGACGACCUGAAGAGCAGCAGGGGCUUCAAUAUAAGCUUCCGGGCCACGAACGACCGAUCCCUGUGCAACGCGGCGCGAGAGUUCCAGUGCUCCGACACCCGGUGCAUCCCGUCAUCCAAGCGCUGCGACGGCCGCUUCGACUGCCAAGACGCCUCGGACGAGUUGUCCUGCGGAGCCCCGGUCUACGAGAGAUACCUGAAGCAGGCAGCCUGCGGCGACCCGGCCAUCGAGCCCAACACCGCGCCAGGAGACCGCAUUGUGAACGGACACGAAGCCGUGCCCCACAGCUGGCCCUGGCAGGUCAGCAUCCAGCUGGCUAUCGUAAAACCAUCCGGUCACUUCUGCGGAGGAGCCCUCGUAGAAAACAACUUUGUCGUCACAGCCGGUCACUGCCUCCGUGACCGCAGACCUGAGGAGAUUGUGAUAAAGAUUGGUGCCCACGACCUCCUCAACGACGACGGGGUGCAGUACCGAAAGGCUCAAGCAUUCAGCAUACACCCGAGCUACAGCGAGAGAGAUAUGUCCUACGACGUGGCCGUGAUCAAGCUCGACAUGCCAGUCAACUUCACGGACACCGUGAGACCUGUUUGUCUUCCUGGAACGGGCGCCACUCUUCCGAGGAACACCACCUGCUUCAGCACCGGCUGGGGACAAACGAGAGGCACGGGCCACUCGACGCAGCUGAAGCAGACUCGCCAAGUGGUGCAGAGUUUUGACGCUUGUGAGGCCGUCCGGCUAAUCCAACCGGUUCUGCAGGCCAACAACGUGGUGUGCGCCAAGGACGAAUCCGAGUCCAGCGGACCGUGUCACGGCGACAGCGGUGGCCCCUUCGUCUGCCAGAACAAAGGGACCGGACGCUGGUUUCUGCACGGCAUGACAAGCAUGGGCGUAGACAUUACCUACUCGAGUGCCAUCUGCGGGAUCGGCAGCUCGGCUAUCUGGAGCAGCACCAUCGCCUUCAGCUCCUACAUAAGCCGAGUCUUGAGACUCCUCUGAUGGUGCACGGCUCCGUCACCCUGGGCGCUUGCUUCGGUCGCGGCUGCAGCAGGCUUCGGGGACUGUUGCUGCCAGUCGGCGUCUCAAGAUUGAGCGUUUCUUUACUUGACCUGACAAUAAAGCAUUUAAGCUUUAA
Molecule: messenger RNA, 1676 nt
Organism: Ixodes scapularis (black-legged tick)
Lineage: Eukaryota; Metazoa; Arthropoda; Arachnida; Ixodida; Ixodidae
Product: chymotrypsin B
Exons: 11
Coding region: 170-1540 (456 amino acids)
Biological process (GO): proteolysis; acrosome reaction
Molecular function (GO): serine-type endopeptidase activity; protein binding
Source: RefSeq, a predicted model, not a curated record